Molecule: messenger RNA, 648 nt
Organism: Candidula unifasciata
Lineage: Eukaryota; Metazoa; Mollusca; Gastropoda; Stylommatophora; Geomitridae
Source: the annotation of a GenBank genome assembly
AUGGCCAAAUUAGCCCAGUUCAAAGACUUUGGGAAGAAGAUCGUGUGUGUGGGGCGUAACUACAGAGAGCAUGCGGCAGAACUAGGAAAUCCAGUACCCAGCAAGCCAAUCUUAUUUCUAAAGCCUACUACCGCAUAUAUAUCAGAGGGACAGGCUAUUAAGAUUCCCAAAGGAUGUACUGACCUUAACCAUGAGGUAGAGCUUGGAGUGGUGAUUGGCUCUCGUGCAACAAAUGUCCAAGAGAGUGAGGCAAUGAAAUAUGUAGGUGGUUAUGCUCUUGGCUUAGAUAUGACAGCACGAGACUGGCAGGCUGAAGCCAAGAAAAAUGGACAUCCGUGGUCAUUAGCCAAAGGAUUUGACACAUCUUGUCCAAUAAGUGCAUUUAUUGAGAAAGACAAGAUUCCAAAUCCAGAAAAUGUGGACAUUUGGUUAAAAGUCAAUGGAGAAACCCGGCAGUCUGGCAACACUAAAGAUAUGAUAUUUUCUGUAGCACAUUUAAUCAGCUACAUCAGCCAGUUUUUUACACUGGAGCCCGGUGAUUUACUUCUGACAGGCACGCCAGCAGGUGUUUCCAAACUGAAAUCUGGAGACAUCAUUCAGGCUGGUCUGGGAGAUGUUGUGAAUGUUCAAUUCACUGUUCAGUCUUAG